Paraglomus brasilianum is the source of this 2448-nucleotide messenger RNA. NCBI's taxonomy places the organism in Eukaryota, Fungi, Glomeromycota, Glomeromycetes, Paraglomerales, Paraglomeraceae. The record is from the annotation of a GenBank genome assembly.
AUGCCUAAUGAAUCUCUACCAGUGCCGGCAUCAAUUCGUCCUACAGCAUGUAGAAUGUUUAUCGGACCAACCUCGGCUAAUUGGGAAAAUGUCAAGAAAACUAGGCUGCCUCUUGGGCGAUGGCGGCAUAAUCACUUUUCAAAACGGUUAAGCUACAGAGCAGAUUGUGAGGUGGCUGAUACGUCUAAUCUUGACGUCUUUGAAUUCGCUGAACGACGAUCGUCGAGGUAUUCCAUUCACGAUUACAUUGAAUAUAGUAGAACUGUAAACCUAAUAAAGCAUUACAAGAUUGAUAUUUAUCUCACUCGUAUGAGUAAUUCUGAAACAUUUACCACUCCCAAUGAAGACAUUCAAUCAUUUCCAAUCACGCCACCUCAUUGGAAACAAACCUCACCUAAUGAUGAUUUGGGUUUUCCUUUAUCUCUACCUGACACUGGCACUUUACAAGAAAGAGAUCGUGUUGUCUCCCCGUCAUUGCCAACUGCUCCUAUUGCCUCAACCACCAACUUCCCACUUGCUGAGCAUCGUCCAACUGAUAUUUCCUCUGAACCAGUUGUACAUGGUUCUAGUUCAGUAACAUCAAACACAGUAUUAAAGAAGGGUCGUAUGCUAGUUAGGGUUGAGCACGUUCGUAAAGGAUUGAUCGAAGAGGGAUCGAAGAGAUGCACUGCAAGAUUCUCAAUGGGAUGGAAAGAAUAUAAGGUGGUUCUCUAUCGUGAAAAAUUGAAUAUAUGCAUAGGUCAAGGUAUUGUAAUAGAAGAAUUUAAUUUCUCGGAGGACGUGCGCUUGUCAUUGUAUUCCUCUUUAGAUUAUACGAUAGCCUUAAGAAGACUCAGCCAGCACGACGAUGAAAUCUUUCUUCUUCGUAGUGGGACCUACACGAAUAAUUUUGAAUGGUAUCGUGAACUUCACCGUCUUUUCAAACGACGUUGUGUAAAACCAUUGCCACUUAUGUGCGACGUUUUUGUUCCUGAUCUGGAUGUACAUGUGCGAAUUCCUGUGGAUGAAUACGAUGAUGCGUAUGAAAUGACUGCAGAAAAGGUUAAGAACACUGCAUUGCAGCAGUUACGAGUUGUUCAAGAGUGGGGUGAGAUUUUGGAUGAAUGGCUUAGAAGUGAUCAGGUUGCCUUGUGCUGGAAGAAAUACGAUCGAUUGGAGUGGAUUCGUUCAAAUAAUUCAAGCGAUACAAAUAGCAAGGGCUUUAUAGUUGGUCCUCAAUAUAUUGAAGAGACACAUAACCUACAGUUGCGACACAUUGCGCAUUAUCCUAUUGACGUAAUGCUGAAAGAUGGAAGUAAAAUGAAUGAACCAGCAGCGGUUGAAGGUUUUUUGACGGUCUUAACAAAUGGCAAAGGAAAGAAUAAACGUGGUAGAAGGUUAUAUUUUACUGGUCACGAUAAUUUUCUUUUCUACACAAAACAAAAAUUUGUCAAGGAACCGCCUUCUCCAGUCACCACUAUAAUGAAUGCAACCACCGAACCUCGAUGCCAAUCGGAUGAAAGAAGUGAUCGUGAGAGACGCAUCCAUCACAUCAAAUAUUCGUUAGGUUUCAUUGAUUUAACAGAAGUAGCAGAUGUUGAGUUAUCACAAGGUGUCCGUAGUAAUUUGUCCAAUCCAAUAGAGGAACAACCGUCAUCUGACAUAAAUUCAAAAAUAAUGCAGUUGGUGCUAAAGAAUGGAUUAGCCGUUAUUUUGGAGGCUCAUUCAUCAGAUACAACCAAAGAGUGGGUAUCACGUCUCUGUGAUCUUGUGAAAUAUUGGCAAGCUCGGAGAGCGGCUGAUACGAAAGACCGAAUAUUUACUGCUAAGGCCAAUAAUCAGUCCAUACGUUAUGGAGAUGGAGAUGAUAGUAGAUUUUGGACUGAGGAUGUCCAUGAUAAAGUAGCGCACAUUCACGCUUUUGCUAACCCAUAUGUUUGGAACAUGUGUGUCCCGAAUGGUUGUCGGGACAUAACAAAAUCGGGUGUCCUCUAUUGUCGGUCUCACUCUCGAUAUACCUUUGAAAAAUUCCAUUUCAUACUUGCCUGGAAUAAUCUUUUGUAUUACGACCUUUAUAGUCGAAAUACAUCAGGGCGUGCUAUUCCCUGCACUCGCCAUAAGCGUAGAGGAAUCAUAAGGUUACAUGAUUGUUAUGCAUACUCUGGGAGUAUAGAUAAUGAUCUUGAUAGUAGCUCUGAGCUGCCAUGUAUCUACAGUGAUCAAACAUUUUCCAUUGAUGAAGAAGAUGACUGCACAUUUAUCAUCUGGAAAAAUACAAAGAGAUAUUAUUUUGGAAAAGGGCGUUCGUCUGUCUCGUUGAAAAAGAAAGCCAAAUUGGAUUCUUUUGGUAAAAGAUGGAUCUUUAGAGCGAAGAAUCGGGCGGAAUGCGAAGAAUGGGUAUAUGCCCUGAACAUUGAAAUCGAGAGAGCUCGGGAUAGCAUUAAAAGUCAAAGAAAUAGCACGAAAUAA